AGGGAGUUGCGGAGUGGUGGGUGGGCGUAGCGCGGUAGUCGCCUUGAUCCGGACCACCGUGUGAUCCGGACACGGGCAGCAUCUCCACGCACCGCAUCUCGAGGCACGGAAAAGUUCCCGUGACAAGAAGGCGUGCCUCUGCUACCUCGUAGUGGAAUCCUUCGUUGCCUUCAACGCACCGCGAAACUAAUACAAUGGAAGAAGUGGACCAGAUAAUAAUCCAUGCACUGCGCCAGAUCGGUUGCGAGUUCGAUGAGGACGUUGUGUCGCUCAAGCAGUUUACGACGGAAGUCACUGUCGAAGCUGUCGUGCGGUGCCUUCGCUUGAUAUCGCCAGAAAAAGAGCUUCCCCUGCACAUAUCUACGAACAUGGUCGAACGCUAUAAUUUGGGAAUGACGCUGGCGAACGCUUGCAUCGAGCUGGGAUUCAAAGGAGACCUAGGCUACCAGACCUUCUUGUAUUCGAAUGAGGCGGAGAUGAGAAGGAUAUUUAUGUUCCUAUUCGAGAAGCUGCCCAAGGAAAGCGAGAAGGUUGCGGACCAGCAACUCGGGACAGCAGCUUUGAUUUCAAGGUCGAUAUCUGAGCAGAUUGCUAGGCAGUUGAAAGCGCCUUGGCUACCGAACUACUGCAAGAAGAGUGGGGUACGCUGGAAAGGAGGCCAUUGGUGGAAAGAGGACUACAGCAAUUCAAGCACGUUAAGAACAUGCAAGCUUACCCUUCCUGGAGACUGCCCUGGUGGCCUGACAGAGCCGCUGUGGAAGCAAGCUCUGGAUACAAGAAUGCUCGCUGCUUCAGUAUUUGAAGUGAAUGCAGCCUCAGCAGCUGCCUCGCAAGACCAAGAAGCUGAACUUCACCAAGCUGGUUUACUCUCAAAAGGCUCACAACAGGAACACAGGCAGCGAAAGAAAGAGCGCAUCCAGAAAAGGGUGGCUGACGCAUUCCAACAGUCUCUUCUCUCGGAGCAGUCCCGGGUGGAUGUAUCCAAGCUUCUGGCAUCCCUUUCCACAAGCAAUAAAGCCACAACCGCUAGGGAAUCAAAGUUUACAAGGACAGAGAAGCUGCAGUUCACAAAGGAUGAAGAGCCAAGGCAGGCAUCUGGGUCCCAGUUGGAACUUCAGAAGCAGAGUUCAGAGGAAGAGACUGAGGCCAAGGUUAAACAAAUGCAGAGCCAACUAGAAAGCAUCUCUGAAGUCAUUAGUCAGCUUGAAGGUCAAGAAAAGGAAGUGUCGGCAGCUUUGCAGCAGAUAAGCGGUGACAUAGAGAAAAAGAAGGCUCAAAGGUUGGAGCUCGAAAGCCAGAACGAGCUUGAGCACAAGGCACUAGCCUUGCUUCCUAAUGCCGACGAGAACAUCUUGAAGCUGCAGGCAAAAAUAGACGCUGCUGCUCAGAAACUGGUCAGCUUAUCGACGCAGUGGGAAAAGCAUAGGGCUCCUCUGAUCGAAGAGUACCGCCAGCUCAAGGAACAGUGCUCGAAACGCCUUAACGAGACUCAACAGAAGUUGGAAGAAAUCAAAGCCAUAAAAGACAAGAUGCGGGAGAUCUCUGAGCAGGCACGCACCAAGGAGGAGAUGCACAAGCAGUUGGUUGCGGAGUAUGAAAAGCUACCCAAGGAUGUGAACCGUUCUUCCUACACCAAGCGUAUUACCGAGAUUGUUGGCAACAUCAAAAAACAGAAAGAGGAAAUCGCAAAGGUUUUACUGGAUACCAGGAGCCUCCAGAAGGAGAUUAACCAACUCACUGGGAAGCUGGACAGGACAUUUACAGUCACAGAUGAACUAAUAUUCAAGGAUGCCAAGAAGGAUGAAGCUGUGCGGAGGGCAUACAAAUACUUGGCUUCAGUACAUGAGAAUUCAAACCAGCUUUUGCAAGCAGUGGAGGAAACAGGGUCAAUCACGCGAGAAAUGCGUGACCUGGAAGAUCAAAUAGAGCAGGAGAGCCAGAAGAAAGUCACAGCUAACUUGGAGAGGAUUACGGCCGACUACAAGCAGAUGAAGCAAGAAAAUGCAUCGCUACUAGCCCAGCUUAAAGGUCAAUAACUGUUGCAGAGGUAUAAAAUAUGUGCAGACAUUAUUUUUGUAGUUAAUUUAUAUAUUUCCGCAAAAUAAAGAGUACUAUACACAAAC
This is a messenger RNA of Rhipicephalus sanguineus (brown dog tick), 2123 nucleotides long. RefSeq names its product coiled-coil domain-containing protein 22 homolog. The record is from RefSeq and is a predicted model, not a curated record. Gene Ontology annotation, biological process: positive regulation of ubiquitin-dependent protein catabolic process. Gene Ontology annotation, molecular function: cullin family protein binding. NCBI's taxonomy places the organism in Eukaryota, Metazoa, Arthropoda, Arachnida, Ixodida, Ixodidae.